Molecule: messenger RNA, 1320 nt
Organism: Carlito syrichta (Philippine tarsier)
Lineage: Eukaryota; Metazoa; Chordata; Mammalia; Primates; Tarsiidae
Gene: HTR3B
Product: 5-hydroxytryptamine receptor 3B
Exons: 9
Coding region: 7-1320 (437 amino acids)
Biological process (GO): signal transduction; nervous system process; chemical synaptic transmission
Cellular component (GO): postsynaptic membrane; synapse; neuron projection
Molecular function (GO): extracellular ligand-gated monoatomic ion channel activity; neurotransmitter receptor activity; transmembrane signaling receptor activity
Source: RefSeq, a predicted model, not a curated record
AGUGUGAUGGCUCCUCUGUGGCCCUGUAUCCUGGUGGCCAUCUCAGGAAUUCUUGCCACAGGUACACCUCAGCCCAGGAAUUCUGCUCUGCAUCAUCUCACCAAACAGCUGUUACAGAAAUAUCACAAGGAAGUGAGACCAGUGCGUGACUGGAGCGAGGCCACCCUGGUCAACCUGGACCUAUUUGUCCAUGCUAUAUUGGAUGUGGAUGCACAGAAUCAAAAAUUAAAGACAAGUGUAUGGUACCGUGAGGUUUGGAAUGAUGAAUUUUUAUCCUGGAACUCCAGCAUGUUUGAUGAGAUUAGAGAGAUCUCCCUACCUCUAAGUGCCAUCUGGGCCCCUGAUAUCAUCAUAAAUGAGUGUGUGGACAUUGAGAGAUCCCCUGACCUUCCCUAUGUCUACGUAAACUCAUCUGGGACCAUCAGGAAUUCUAAGCCUAUCCAGGUGGUCUCUGCAUGCAGUUUAGAGAUAUACGCUUUUCCGUUUGAUGUCCAGAAUUGCAGCUUAACCUUCAAUAGCAUUCUGCACACAGUGGAAGACGUAGACCUGGCCUUCCUGAGAAGCAGAGAAGAUAUUAAGCAUGACAAAAAGGCAUUUUUGAAUGACAGCGAGUGGGAACUUCUUUCCAUAUCCUCAACAUACCAGAUCCUGCAGAAGAGCACUGGAAAUUUUGCUCAGAUUCAGUUUAAUGUAGUGAUUCGCCGGCACCCACUGGUCUAUGUCGUGAGACUGCUGAUUCCCAGCAUCUUCCUCAUGCUGGUGGACCUGGGGAGCUUCUACCUGCCACCCAACUGCCGCGCAAGGAUUGUGUUCAAGACCAAUGUGCUGGUGGGCUAUACCAUCUUCAGGGUCAACAUGUCUAACGAGGUGCCCGGGAGCACAGCUAGCACGCCUCUGAUUGGGGUCUUCUUCACAGUCUGCAUGGCCCUCUUGGUUCUCAGCUUAUCUAAGUCCGUCCUGUUGAUCAGAUGCCUCUGUGAUGAAUGGCAUGGUGGGCAGGAGCGGCCCCUCUUGUGCCUUCCAGGGUACACAGAUGCUGAUGAGCCCAGAAUGGAGCCCAGGGCCCAGCGUGCUGGAGUAACAGAGUCCUCAAUCUGUCAAGAGCACCAGGACCAGUCAGGGACCCUGAAGGAGGUCUGGUCCCAGCUUCACUCUAUCAACAACUACCUCCAAACUCAGGACCAGAUGGCUCGACAGGAGACUGAGUGGCUGGCCCUCCUGUACCGUUUUGACCUACUGCUCUUCCGAAGCUACCUUGUUGUGCUGGGACUCUACGCCAUUACCCUGUGCUCCCUCUGGGCACUGUGGAGUGGCUUGUGA